AUGGACGGUCCUCUGGAAGACUUCGAUGCUCUGACGUUGAAUCACGCGAUUGAAAAUGAAUGGGCGGGAGAGGAUAGUCUGAUGAUGAAGCGACUGAUGGAAAACGAUUUAUUGAUGAAUGUUCAAGAACGUUGGAAUGCGACGGGAAAGGACGCGGCAAUUUACAAGGACGAAAUAUCAGAUUUUUUGCUCGACGAGAUGGGAGACACGUUCAAUUGUAGUUUAGAAGAUGGGAGCGAUCAGGAAAUCGCUGAAAUCAUUUUGUCUUUUUACAAUGCUUCAAAGAGCGGAGAUUUGUCUGUUGUGAAUGGAUUCAUCGAGAAGAAUAAGGAGCAAAUUCCCAAGGUGAAUAAGUAUUUGGACGCUACGCGAAACUACGCUGCGUUUGACGAUGACGAAGAAGACGGAGAGAACUACGGCGACUCUUGCAGUUCGUGCAGCAGCGAGGACGGCAUGGAGGAAGAGAAGCCAAGCAAAAACCAACCCGACGAAGACGGCUGGAUCGUCGCCUAG
Messenger RNA from Blastocystis hominis, 513 nucleotides. RefSeq lists its product as hypothetical. The record is from RefSeq and is a predicted model, not a curated record. Gene Ontology annotation, biological process: maturation of SSU-rRNA from tricistronic rRNA transcript (SSU-rRNA, 5.8S rRNA, LSU-rRNA). The transcript has 5 exons. Gene Ontology annotation, cellular component: nucleus. Bases 1 to 513 code for a protein of 170 amino acids. Lineage: Eukaryota; Bigyra; Opalinata; Blastocystidae.